Molecule: messenger RNA, 3350 nt
Organism: Myotis davidii
Lineage: Eukaryota; Metazoa; Chordata; Mammalia; Chiroptera; Vespertilionidae
Gene: ARHGAP44
Product: Rho GTPase activating protein 44
Biological process (GO): neurotransmitter receptor transport, endosome to postsynaptic membrane; regulation of dendritic spine morphogenesis; modification of dendritic spine
Cellular component (GO): postsynaptic density; leading edge membrane; presynaptic active zone
Molecular function (GO): GTPase activator activity; protein binding
Source: RefSeq, a predicted model, not a curated record
CCUCCGCACAGGCGCAGCGGGGACCACCCAGCCAGCGGGCCAGCUAGCCUGCGGAGACUCCCGGGUCCCCGCGCGGGACUGGGGCUGGGGGCGGGCAGCCCAGCGGACCUGGACGGCGGUCCAGCCGACCCCGGGCGGUACGAUGAAGGCACGGCGGAGCGCGUGAGCAGGAUGCGGCGGCAGGCGCCACGGCAGGAGGAGGAGUAGGCGGUGGUGCCCUCGGGAGGGAGCCGCGAUCGGGCCAAAGGCUCCCGGAGGCUCCGCAGUGCCGCCGCCGUUGCCCGGGAGGCUCCGCGCGGGAGCCAUGUAACCUGCGGCGGGCUCCGUCCUUCCCAAGUUCCCGGGCUAGCGCGGCAGCGGGGCCACGAUGAAGAAGCAGUUCAAUCGCAUGCGCCAGCUGGCCAACCAGACGGUGGGCAGGGCAGAAAAGACUGAAGUUCUGAGUGAAGACCUCCUUCAGGUGGAGAAGCGCCUGGAGCUGGUGAAGCAAGUUUCCCACAGCACACACAAGAAGCUCACCGCGUGUCUCCAGGGCCAGCAAGGCGCCGAGGCCGACAAGCGCUCCAAAAAAUUGCCUCUGACGACACUGGCCCAGUGUUUGAUGGAAGGGUCAGCUAUCCUGGGAGAUGACACACUUCUUGGGAAGAUGCUGAAACUCUGUGGGGAGACAGAGGACAAGCUGGCACAGGAGCUGAUUCAUUUUGAAUUGCAAGUAGAGAGAGAUGUGAUCGAGCCCCUGUUUUUGCUGGCGGAGGUGGAAAUCCCAAAUAUUCAAAAACAGAGGAAACAUUUAGCAAAGUUGGUGCUGGACAUGGACUCCUCACGAACAAGGUGGCAGCAGACUUCCAAGUCUUCAGGGUUGUCCAGCAGCUUGCAGCCUGCGGGUGCCAAAGCUGAUGCCCUCAGGGAAGAAAUGGAGGAGGCUGCCAACAGAGUGGAGAUUUGCAGGGACCAGCUGUCAGCUGACAUGUACAGUUUUGUGGCCAAAGAAAUCGACUAUGCAAACUACUUCCAAACGCUCAUAGAAGUGCAAGCUGAGUACCACAGGAAGUCGCUGGCGCUCUUGCAGGCCGUGCUGCCGCAGAUAAAGGCACAGCAGGAGGCCUGGGUGGAGAAGCCGUCCUUCGGGAAGCCCCUGGAGGAGCACCUCACCAUCAGCGGCCGGGAGAUCGCCUUCCCAAUUGAGGCCUGCGUCACGAUGCUGCUGGAGUGCGGGAUGCAGGAGGAGGGACUCUUCCGAGUGGCUCCAUCCGCCUCCAAAUUGAAGAAGCUGAAAGCUGCCCUGGACUGCUGUGUGGUGGACGUGCAGGAGUACUCAGCAGACCCACACGCGAUCGCAGGAGCUUUGAAAUCUUACCUUCGAGAGUUGCCAGAACCUCUUAUGACCUUUGAACUCUAUGACGAGUGGAUUCAGGCUUCCAACAUCCAGGAGCAAGAAAAGAGGCUUCAGGCUCUGUGGAAUGCUUGUGAAAAAUUGCCCAAGGCCAAUCACAGCAACAUCCGAUACUUGAUCAAAUUUUUAUCGAAGCUGUCAGAAUAUCAAGAUGUAAACAAGAUGACUCCCAGUAACAUAGCAAUUGUGUUAGGACCCAACCUCCUGUGGCCACAAGCGGAGGGGAACAUUACGGAGAUGAUGACCACGGUUUCCCUGCAGAUUGUCGGCAUCAUCGAACCCAUUAUCCAGCAUGCGGACUGGUUCUUCCCUGGGGAGAUAGAGUUCAACAUCACGGGGAAUUACGGGAGUCCGGUCCACGUGAACCACAACGCCAACUACAGCUCGAUGCCCUCCCCAGACAUGGACCCCGCCGACCGGCGCCAGACCGAGCAGGCCCGCCGGCCCCUCAGCGUUGCCACAGACAACAUGAUGUUGGAGUUUUACAAAAAGGAUGGCCUUAGGAAAAUCCAAAGCAUGGGCGUGAGGGUGAUGGACACGUCCUGGGUGGCGCGAAGAGGCUCGUCGUCGGCAGGCCGGAAAGGGUGGAGCCCCCCAGAGGACCCCGUGGUGCCCUCGCUUUCUCCAUCCGGCCUGGGCCUCCAGCCUGGGGCCGAGCGGACCAGCGCUUCUAGAAGCAAGGAGCUUUCUCCGGGAUCUGGGCAGAAGGGAAGUCCGGGUUCCAGCCAGGGGGCACCCUGUGCUGGGACACCAGCAGGCACCAGCCCCGGCCCGCCGCCGGCCAACCAGAGCCCCCACACUCUCCGGAAAGUUUCCAAGAAGCUGGCACCGAUUCCACCCAAGGUCCCCUUCGGCCAGCCAGGCGCUAUGUCAGAGCUGCCCACCGGCCAGCCGUCCCCGCUCAGCCUGUCGCCUACGCCCCCAAGCACCCCGUCACCCUACGGACUCAGUUACCCGCAAGGGUACCCCUUGGCCUCGGGCCAGCUCUCCCCGGCGGCAGUGCCCCCUCUGGCCUCUCCUUCCAGCUUCUCCAGCACUUUAACCAAAACACAGCCGCCCACGGCGAGCCUCUCCGCCUCCAGCCCGCAGUCCACGGAGCACCCCGUGCUCGACGGCAUGGCCCCCGGGGAAAGCAUGUCCACAGAUCUCGCUCACUUCGACGUCCCCUCCAUCCACGUGGAGCUCGGGCCGGCGCUCCGCCUGAGUCCCCUGGAGCACAAGCUGCGGCCCUCGGUGACCGAGAAGAGGGACUCGGAGGAGGACUCAGAGAGCACCGCCCUUUGACAUGCGUGUACAUACGUGGGCCCAGACCAGCAUAUAGCAGGGCGCCCUGGGCCCAAGUUCCCCGCGGCUCUCGCUGUCACUGCCGCGCACGGCCGGAGCUCUGCAGAGAGCGGUCACCCCCGGCCUGAGUGGCAAACGUCGGUGGUGCAGAUUGUGUUCGUUCCCCUCGGGUGGUGACGUGGGCCUUUUGUUUGAUCUUUGCCUUUGACUUUGUGCCUAUUUGACCUACUUUCAGCCUCCAUGCCAAGCAGCAGCCCUCUCCACCAAGGGCUCCUGGCAGUCCUCUGCAGGGGGAGGGGGAGGGCCAGGUGCUGGGCGAGACCAGGGCUGCGCCUGUACUGACAGCACGAGUCCUCAGUGUCAGCUGACGGGUGUCGGCUGGACGGCCACAGAAGGGGACGGAGAGCAAGCCCUUCACUGACAGGGACCAGACCGAUUCUCGAGUCCUGGGCGCUGACUGGCGCUGCACAGGGAGGCUCCCCUCCUGGGUGGGCUCUAAGUAAACGCUGAACACAUUUGUUUCACUUCCCAAGUUUUAUUUUCCACACCGUGUUACCGAAAGCUCCUGUUUCUACCUUCCCGUUUCACACUUCCAAACUGAAAAAUGGCCUUGAUGUCUAGAGGGCCUAAAGACACCUCCCCGUGCCCCCCCACCCCCCCAACAUCAAAUGAU